AUGGAAAACGACGGCCGGGUGGUGGAGCUCGACUUGGAAGACGUUGACCUGACCGCAGCGUUGCCAGCUGAGCUUGGGCGCCUGAGCGCGCUAAGGGAGUUGAACGUUAGCCGUAAUGCGCUGACGCUCUUGCCUGUGGAGAUCGGGCAGCUCACGUCGCUGGUGAAGCUGAGCCUCACCGAAAAUCAGCUGACGAGCGUGCCGGCGGAGAUCGGGCAGCUCGCAUCGCUGAGGGUGUUGGACCUCAGCGACAAUCAGCUGACGAGCCUGCCGGCGGAGAUCGGGCUGCUCACGGCGCUGCAGGAGUUGUACCUCUACGGCAACCAACUGACGAGCGUGCCGGCGGAGAUCUGGCAGCUCACGUCGCUGAGGAAGUUGUUGCUCGACGACAAUGAGCUGACGAGCGUGCCGGCAGAGAUCGGGCAGCUCACGUCGCUGGAGGUGUUGGGCCUCACAGACAACCAGCUGACGAGCGUGCCGGCGGAGAUCGGGCAGCUCGCGUCGCUGACGGAGUCGGGCCUCAGCGGCAAUCGGCUGGCGAGCGUGCCGGCGGAGAUCGGGCUGCUCGCAUCGCUGACGGAGUUGUUCCUCAGCGGCAAUCAGCUGACGAGCGUGCCGGCUGAGAUCGGGCAGCUCACGUCGCUGCAGGAGUUGUGGCUCGACGACAAUGAGCUGACGAGCGUGCCGGAGGAGACUGGGCAGCUCGCGUCGCUGAUGGUGUUGAGCCUCAGAGACAAUGAGCUGACGAGCGUGCCGGCGGAGGUCGGGCAGCUCACAUCGCUGAAGAGUUUGUACCUCUACGGCAAUCAGCUGACGAGUGUGCCGGCGGAGAUCGGGCAGCUGACGUUGCUGACAGAGUUGUUCCUCGACGACAACGAGCUGACGAGCGUGCCGGCAGAGAUCGGGCAGCUCAGGUCGCUGGAGAAGUUGUACCUCGACGACAACAAGCUGACGAGCGUGCCGGCAGAGAUACGCGAGCUCAGAGCGGCGGGCUGCAAUGUGGAGCUGGAUGACGGCGUCACGGUGGACGAGUGA
This is a messenger RNA of Micromonas commoda, 1035 nucleotides long. RefSeq lists its product with no specific name. Bases 1 to 1035 code for a protein of 344 amino acids. The transcript has a single exon. The record is from RefSeq and is a predicted model, not a curated record. Gene Ontology annotation, molecular function: protein binding. NCBI's taxonomy places the organism in Eukaryota, Viridiplantae, Chlorophyta, Mamiellophyceae, Mamiellales, Mamiellaceae.